UAGGGGGACAAAGAAGUGUUCACGUUGGAGGGUUAAGUUCAGAAUCGUUUUAUCACUGGAUUGCAGACCAUGGCUGUGUCAAAUUUCAAAAGUGAGGCUGGACAAAUUUCAUCAAACCAACAUGACAAAACUACAAUCGACGAUGCUCUGGCGCUUGCAAAGUUUGGUGUGUUCAACUACACGCUGAUCAUCAUUGCGGGCACGAUCAUAACCGCUGUAAUGCUUGAGAUUCUCAGUAUCAGCUACGUCAUUACCGUUGCCGAGUGUGACCUGGAGUUGACCACAAGUCAAAAGGGAAUACUUAGUGCCGUUGUGAUUCUUGGAGUCAUCGUGAGCUCUCACCUUUGGGGGUUUCUGGCGGACACCCAAGGUCGACGCGUGGUCAUUGUGUCCACGCUGUUUCUUUCGUUUGCCACUACUGUUGUGUCGAGUUUUACCUCAACUUUUAUGUGGAUGGCAGUGUUUCGCUUCCUGACAGGAUUCUUCAUUUCAGGACCGUCCGCAUCAAUCUACGCAUAUCUCGGCGAGUUUCACAGCAUCAAAACCCGAUCGCGUGCCAUUAUGGGAGCUUCGUUUGUGUUCGGAGCCGGUUGUAUGCUUCUGCCAGGAAUUGCGUACCUCACGAUCAACAACGAGUGGGCGAUCGAAGUUCCGUUUCUGGACAUAAUCUACCGACCCUGGAGGUUGUUCUUUGUUGUUUGCGCUCUGCCAGGGUUGAUUUCCGCGAUCGCACUGUUAAAGUUUCCCGAGAGCCCAAAGUUCAUGGUCAACCAAGGUGAUACUGAUCGAGCGAUCGAGGCUGUUCAAUGGAUCCAUCGUAUCAACUCGUUCAAGAAGGAGCCUGCCCUUCAGAUAAAAUCGAUCGUUACAAACGCAAACACUAAAAGUGCCGGAUCAACGAAAGGAUUCAAAGCGAUCAUGCAGCUGGUUUGGGACCAGACAGCACCGCUCUUCAUGAAGCCAUACCUGGUACGAACGGUUCUGGUUUGUAUCCUUCAGUUUGGGACGUACGUAACUGCCCAUGGAAUGUUCAUGUUCUUCCCGGGCGUAGUGAAUCAAAUCGUGACGGCGCAGAACGCUGGCGUAGACAGCAGUACAGUUUGUGAAAUAGUUCACGCUGACCGGCCGACAUCAGGCAAUGAAACCGUCUUGCUAAACUGCAAGCAAACCUUGGAAGAAACGACCUACAUGUACACUUUCCUUGCGGAUGUGUUUUACAUGUUCGGCGUUGGACUCAUCACGCUGGUCAUCGACACCGUUGGAAGAUUGUCUGUGCUGGUAUUCGUGUUCGCUUUGUGCGGUAUUUCCGGACUGUUGGUAGUACUACUAGCCAUCCCUUCUGUAUCGAUCUGGUUCUACUUGAUACUUGUACUGGCUGGUUUCAACAUCAACGUGAUCAACGCUGCAGCAGUUGAUCUAUUUCCGACUAACCUGAGAGCUAUGGCGGUCAGCAUUUCGCUCAUGUUCGGUCGAAUCGGAAGCGUUUUCGGAACAAAUAUCAACGGACUCUUGCUGGACAGCCACUGCGAAGCUACCUUCUGGAUCGCGAGUAUCAUACUGCUGGUGUGCGGUGUACUCUCCUUCUUCGUUCCGGAUAUCCAUAAGAAGGCGGAAGCUAGCAUAAGUGUAUCACCCUAAUACGGAUUGUUCGGAUACUUUGUUUACUGAUCACGAGAAUAAAACAGUACAAAACUUUG
Messenger RNA from Culex pipiens pallens (northern house mosquito), 1697 nucleotides. RefSeq names its product synaptic vesicle glycoprotein 2B-like. Gene Ontology annotation, cellular component: membrane. Gene Ontology annotation, molecular function: transmembrane transporter activity. Bases 70 to 1638 code for a protein of 522 amino acids. The record is from RefSeq and is a predicted model, not a curated record. NCBI's taxonomy places the organism in Eukaryota, Metazoa, Arthropoda, Insecta, Diptera, Culicidae. The transcript is spliced from 5 exons. Gene Ontology annotation, biological process: transmembrane transport.